AUGGUAUUGCACAGAAGCUAUCAUUACUUGACGAGAUCUUCUCUGCACCAAUGGCCCUUCAUUCGACAAUUCUUACGCCAAUUGUUCCUGCAUUAUCCGUACUUCCGUCUUAAUGUCGUGGUCUUUGAUGAGCGUGAAAAGUCACAGCAGACGGAAAAAUCGAGACGAGAUGGUAUCGAUGAUAACAAGUGCAGCAAGGAAAUUGCUAGCAAGACAAUUGAAGAGAACAAUUUGUUGCCGUUCGUGAAACCCGACGAUCACGCUCUGUUUGCUUUUCAUCCGCAUGGCGUGCUCCCAAAUGGAUUCGCCUUCAAUGGUGCACACCACAUGGGCUUCCUGCAUUCAAAUUGCCGUUGGCUCGUGUCUGAAAAUCUGUUCUGGUUCCCUGGUAUGAAAGACCUGCUCCACUGGAUGGACUUCAGCUGUGUUGCCAAAUCUACUUUUCAUCGCUUCAUGGCCACAGGACAGAACGUCUGUUUGCUUCCCGGUGGCUUCGAAGAGGCCACAAUCUAUGAACGAGGCAAGCACCGUGUUUACAUCAAGAAGCGUUUCGGAUUCAUUAAGUUGGCACUACAGCACGGAUACAAAGUGCACCCGGUUUACACAUUCGGUGAGGAGUACGCUUACCAUACGUUUCCAUACUUGCUCAAACUUCGUCUUAAAUUGAACGAGUUCAAGAUACCCGUCGUGUUCUUUUACGGUCUCCUUCGCUGCUUUUACCUGCCGUGUACCGACGUGGAUCUCAUCACCGUCGUUGGAGAGGCUUUGGUUAUGCCACGCAUCGAGCAACCAACGAAAGAAAAUGUCCAAAAGUACCAUGCGGAGUACGUGGACGCGCUUCAGAAGCUGUUUGACAAGUACAAAAGCGUGUACGCUGUUGACUCAGACGCCAAGCUACAGAUUUACUGA
Molecule: messenger RNA, 909 nt
Organism: Peronospora farinosa
Lineage: Eukaryota; Oomycota; Peronosporomycetes; Peronosporales; Peronosporaceae
Source: the annotation of a GenBank genome assembly